Molecule: messenger RNA, 624 nt
Organism: Vespa mandarinia (Asian giant hornet)
Lineage: Eukaryota; Metazoa; Arthropoda; Insecta; Hymenoptera; Vespidae
Source: RefSeq, a predicted model, not a curated record
AUGCUUUUUCUGAUAAUUUGGCGAAUUUCAAAACGCUUCCACCAUUCACAGCAGUCAUGUUGAGACCGUUAUGCUUUCUUCGACGCUUUAUGACCGACGUGUUAGCACAACUCAAAUGCGAUUAUGGCGUCGCGGUGACACCUGUUCUCGCUAAGCACCGCCGCGAGUGCGAUGAAAUAUUCCUGAAGAUUCUCAUUUAUCCGAAAGAGAAAGGAAGCAAAAGUAUGGUGGAUCUCAGUGGACCUGACACGCCGUAUCAACACGGCUUUAACAACGUCGUCUUCGUUCUUCCAACGAUAAUAGUCGUCGGUCUUUCCGUAUUCUUCGUUUAUAAACUUUUCAAAUGCUUGAGGGAGCGCGAACAAAAGAGAGAGGAGAAAAAGAAGAACAAACAGUUGAAGAAGAAAAAGUAGUCGAGGAUCUUCGAAUCCAACGACGAAACGAGUUGACUGAAACGAGAGAGUACAAAAUCCUACUUUCCACCGAAUAAAAGUGACGAUUUAUAAUAAAAAUGAGCUGUUACGUUGCUUUACAUAAGCAAUCAUCUACGGUCUCACGUGUCAAAUGAUGAAGUCAAUUGAGAUUUUAUUGUCAAUAUUACGUUUUGUUAAAUAAAGUAAUAUA